Arabis nemorensis is the source of this 1527-nucleotide messenger RNA. The record is from the annotation of a GenBank genome assembly. Lineage: Eukaryota; Viridiplantae; Streptophyta; Magnoliopsida; Brassicales; Brassicaceae.
AUGGCGCUUGUAUCUCGAGCAGGAGGAUCAUACACUGGUGUAUGUUCAAAGACUGGAACUAAAGCAAAUUCUUGUGGUGUGAGAAAUUUGGAUGUGUUGAAAAUGAAAGAAGCUUGUGUUAGCUCCUACUCUAGGAGUCUUUCUACCAAAUUCAAGAGAGGGCAUCGAUUGGUUGUUGCGGCAAGCCCUCCAACGGAAGAGGCUGUAGUUGCAACUGAGCCUCUGACGAGAGAGGAUCUUAUUGCUUAUCUUGCCUCUGGAUGCAAAACAAAGGAUAAAUGGAGAAUAGGUACAGAACAUGAGAAAUUUGGUUUUGAGGUCAAUUCUUUGCGUCCUAUGAAGUAUGAUCAAAUAGCCGAGCUGCUUAAUAGUAUCGCUGAAAGAUUCGAAUGGGAAAAAGUAAUGGAAGAUGACAAGAUUAUCGGUCUGAAGCAGGGAAAGCAAAGCAUUUCACUGGAACCUGGUGGUCAAUUUGAGCUUAGCGGUGCACCUCUUGAAACUUUGCAUCAAACUUGUGCUGAAGUCAAUUCACACCUUUAUCAGGUAAAAGCUGUCGCUGAAGAAAUGGGAAUUGGUUUCUUAGGAAUCGGCUUCCAGCCCAAAUGGCGCCGGGAAGAUAUACCCAUCAUGCCAAAGGGGAGAUAUGACAUUAUGAGAAACUACAUGCCGAAAGUUGGUACCCUUGGACUUGAUAUGAUGCUUAGAACUUGUACUGUUCAGGUUAAUCUGGAUUUUAGCUCAGAAGCUGACAUGAUUAGGAAGUUCCGUGCUGGUCUUGCUUUGCAACCUAUAGCAACAGCUCUAUUUGCAAAUUCCCCUUUUACAGAAGGAAAGCCGAACGGGUUCCUCAGCAUGAGAAGCCAUAUAUGGACAGACACUGACAAGGAUCGCACAGGAAUGCUACCAUUUGUUUUCGAUGACUCUUUCGGGUUUGAGCAGUAUGUUGACUAUGCACUCGAUGUCCCUAUGUACUUUGCCUACCGAAACAAGAAAUACGUCGACUGUACUGGAAUGACAUUUCGGCAAUUUUUGGCUGGAAAACUUCCUUGUCUCCCGGGUGAACUGCCUACGUAUAAUGAUUGGGAAAAUCAUCUGACAACGAUAUUUCCAGAGGUUCGAUUGAAGAGAUACUUGGAGAUGAGAGGUGCUGAUGGAGGUCCCUGGAGGAGGUUGUGUGCCCUACCAGCUUUCUGGGUGGGUUUAUUAUAUGAUGAGGAUACUCUCCAAGCUAUCCUGGAUCUCACAGCUGACUGGACCCCAGCAGAAAGAGAGAUGCUAAGGAACAAAGUUCCAGUAACUGGUUUAAAGACACCGUUUAGAGAUGGCUUGUUGAAGCAUGUCGCUGAAGAUGUCUUGAAGCUCGCAAAGGAUGGUUUAGAGCGCAGAGGGUACAAGGAAGCCGGUUUCUUGAAUGCAGUCACUGAAGUUGUCAGGACAGGAGUUACGCCAGCAGAGAAGCUCUUGGAGCUGUACAACGGAGAGUGGGGACAAAGCGUAGAUCCUGUGUUCCAGGAACUUCUGUACUAA